Messenger RNA from Cylicostephanus goldi, 375 nucleotides. The record is from the annotation of a GenBank genome assembly. NCBI's taxonomy places the organism in Eukaryota, Metazoa, Nematoda, Chromadorea, Rhabditida, Strongylidae.
AUGUCCCAAACAUUAUCUUGUCUGCUUCAGGUAGCGGUAGCGACUGAUGAAGCUCCAGUACCAAUUUAUGAUAGGAGAAAACCGGAUAAGCCGUUGCUCACUUGCGUGAAUGCUGACGAUAAAUGCCAUGGUAAUUUUACUUACACCACUCAUGUUUCAUUCGAUGAAAUGGGAACAGAGUGCCUUGUUAAUCAGGGAUGUGGCCCGAUAUAUUUGUUCAAAUUGAAAUCGGAUGAUCGGCCCACAGUUUUACAGAAAAUUAAACGAAUAAUCGAGAAUAAUGAUGAAGUCCCAGUAAAUGGCAAACAUACUCUCGCGUUUGCUGAUGCUCGAGAACAAGCAAAAGAGCUCUUCAGCUCCAAGAAAUUUCCUGAG